AGCGACUUCCUUUCAAACUGUAAAAAGAAUACAGAAAUAGAACUUUCACCAACUGAAAGCUUCGAACUUGCCAACAAUGGCGACGGAGACGACUCUCUUACUUGUUCUUCUAUCAACUUCAAUUUUCUUCGUUGAAUCCGGCGACACCAACCACGUGUACUCGCCAUGCUCUGACACGACGGUUCAGAUCGACGAUGGAUUCACCUUCGGCAUCGCCUUCGCUCAGCGCACAAGUUUCGUCUACAACAAUUCCCUUCAGUUGUCUCCCUGCGACCGUAGACUCUCUCUCUCCUCCUCCAACUCGCAGAUCGCUGUCUUCAGACCCAAAGUUGACGAGAUCUCUCUCCUCACUAUCAAUACUUCGUCCUUUUCUCGGGAUAGCUAUGGUGGGUAUAUGGUUGCAUUUGCUGGUCGCAAAUAUGCUGCUAGGUCUCCCUAUGCUUUUGUUGCAAACGCCACAUACACUGUAACCAGCUUUACCCUGGUGCUUGAGUUUCAGAAGGGCAGGCUACAAAACUUGUAUUGGAAAAGGGAUGGCUGUGCUAAAUGUGCAGGACAAUCUAACUUUGUCUGUCUCAACAAUGUAGAUUGUGCAAUCAGAACUUCCAGCUGCAAGAACCAUGGAGGUUCUGUAGAUUGCAGCCUUGGAAUACAAUUGGCAUUCUCUGGCACGGAUAAGCACCUUGCAGUCCUCAACUCAUGGUAUGAAGUGGAGAACCUUCAACAAUACUCACUGUAUAGCCUUUAUUCAAAUCUAAGGGAUUCUCUCACGAGCCAGUAUAAUAAUUUCUUCUAGUUGUGCUUCAGAUUGUUUAUAGAUCUUUUUCUACCUCACGGCUGUAAUUUUUCCCAUGUAUUUUAAUGGAAAAUGGCUCUACAUCACUCUUGAUCUUUGAGUUUUCUCUCUUCCCGGUUUAUUGUUAUUGUUAUGAUGUGUAAAUUUGUUUACUUCACUGAUAUAUCAAAAUUAUUACAUUGCAGUUCCCCUUUUUUCA
Molecule: messenger RNA, 995 nt
Organism: Mangifera indica (mango)
Lineage: Eukaryota; Viridiplantae; Streptophyta; Magnoliopsida; Sapindales; Anacardiaceae
Exons: 3
Coding region: 77-796 (239 amino acids)
Biological process (GO): protein histidyl modification to diphthamide; tRNA wobble uridine modification
Cellular component (GO): nucleus; cytosol
Molecular function (GO): metal ion binding
Source: RefSeq, a predicted model, not a curated record